This is a messenger RNA of Hemiscyllium ocellatum (epaulette shark), 2994 nucleotides long. RefSeq names its product CD63 molecule (gene cd63). The transcript is spliced from 8 exons. Lineage: Eukaryota; Metazoa; Chordata; Chondrichthyes; Orectolobiformes; Hemiscylliidae. The coding region runs from base 264 to 968 and encodes 234 amino acids. The record is from RefSeq and is a predicted model, not a curated record. Gene Ontology annotation, cellular component: membrane.
GCUGCUCCUGUAGCUUUCCAGUUCUCCCGCCCCCCGCCUGCUUCUCCUCCAGGGGCUGGACCUUUUGGCGUGGUUUGAGUUUUUUUUUAAAAAUAAAUAUGUAGACUCUGCCCCCUUUACGUCGAAAUUUGACGUCAAAUCAGUGGAUUAAAAAAAAGUGUCAAAUACUCGCCUGUGCUCCAGUGUGGUAGUUCUUGUUGGAUCAAGAGUGUUGUCAGUGCUAGGGUUUCAGAGGAAUCAAUUUCAGUUUACAAAAAAAGAAAAUGGCUGUGGAAGGAGCGAUGAAGUGCGUCAAGUACUUGAUGUUCAUAUUUAACUUCUUGUUCUGGGUCUCUGGCAUUGCACUUAUUGUGAUUGGUAUUCUGGUGCAGACCAAACUGAAUGGCACUCUGCACAUCACCAGUGUCACUGCUUCUGGAGCUCCUAUCGUCAUCAUCAUCGUUGGGGUGGUCAUCAACUUUGUUGCCUUCUUCGGCUGCUGUGGUGCCUGGAAGGAGAACUACUGCAUGGUGACUACGUUUGCAGUUCUGCUGAUCCUGAUUUUCAUUGUAGAAAUUGCUGCUGCCAUUGCUGGUUACAUCUUCAAGGAUCAGAUCCGUGAGGUCUUUGAGAAAUCGUUUAACGAUACUAUGGCAAAUUACAACAAAACGGGAAACGCUGUUAACAUUGACGAGUUGCAGAAGCAGUUUCAUUGUUGUGGCAGUACCUCCUACAGAGAUUGGCUUACAAUAUUGAACAACACCGUCCCAGAUUCCUGUUGUAAAAAUGAGACUCAAAACUGUGGGAAAACUCCUACUCCGAACAAGGUUUACGAAGCGGGCUGUGUUAGCGUCAUUAACAUGUGGCUCAAAAACAACAUUGUGAUUGUUGCAGGUGUGGCUCUUGGCAUUGCCUUAUUCCAGCUCCUGGGUAUCAUCUUUGCCUGUGUGCUGAUGAAAGGCAUCCGAAGUGGCUAUGAAGUAAUGUAGUCUCCAUCUUUAAAGGCCAAUUCUUGUCUGAUUAUAUAUUUUUGUCUGUAUUUUUGCCACAACUGUGAAUGUUAAUUGCAAUGAAAAAUUAUUUCCUUAAAAGGAAACAAAUGUCUGUACCUUUUUUUUUCUAUCCUGCUUUUGAUUUUUGUUUUUAAAUGUAUAAAUACUAAAAUGUAAAUGUAUUGACUUGCCAAAUGCAGCUCAAAUACAGCUCAUCGCUGGUUUCUUUCAGGCACCUUCAUUCCUCCUUUCAGAGGACGACAAAGAUUUGGCACACUCGUUCUUAUAUAAAAUAGCAACUUCUGUCGGGUAGUCAUUUGGUGUAGGCCAUGGUUUUGGAUGAGGCCUAUUCCCUUGUUGUAGGUGAAUUUGACAGCAUGUGGGUAAAUGCUGCCUUUGAAUUGAGGCAACCGGCUGCUUGCGUUGUCCUUUUGAGUGGCUUCAGUGCUGACUGUUCUUUUUGUGUGCACACACCACACCUCCAUUUAUGGAGGGAACUGUAGGUGCAAAGUGUGAAAGAUUUUAAAACAUUGCCAUUGAUUUAAGGUGUGUAGAGGUCAAGAAUGUCCCUCUGCCUCAGCUUUUUGGUAGCAGCCAAAGGAAUUCAAGCAAUCUCUCUUUUUUUUUGGUCAAAAUUUUGACUGGUUUUUAUUCACCUAUUAAAGGAGCUAGGUAAUUGUGACAUACUUGUGCAUUUCAAAUUGGCCCAUGCCUGUGCCAGCUACCAUCUUGUGCCCUCACCAUCCUAUUGGGUUUUUAUGUCAAUCAAGAUUCUCAUUUCUUCCAAAAAUAUUGUCAAGGCGCAAACUUGAGUCUUUUAGUUUGGAAAGAUUCUCGCCGUUGCAAAAGGGUUGUUCGGUGCCUCAUUCAAGUGCUUGUGAAAAUGCAUGUUUUAAACCUGAUUCUGAUUCCUUUCUGUCCUUGGAAUCCUUUUUUUUUAAUUUCUCUCUCUGUGCAGCUUGCAACCUUCUUGAAUCUUUAAAACUUCAGUGCAUUUACACACACGUUCACUUCUCCAGUAUCCAGGGUAAGGAUAAGAAUUUCCCCUCUGGCUUUGUACUGUGAGCGCUGGGAAGAUUUGUUAACUACAUUGGUGGAAGACAGUGCACCAUAAAGGGAUAUGUAAGAUUCCUCCAAUAGUGUUGUGUGUGUGCACAUGUAUAUUAAUCAGACUCCACUGUGCAAACUCCUGGACUGUGUAUUUUUGGGUCAGUUGCUUGUGUUGUUGCUGCAGCAUGUAGCACUCUAAGCUCUUUUGAAGAUUUGCCUGUGCUGAGAUGUAACAUCUGGUUAACUGCAAAAUGCCCAAUCUUGCAUGUCCUGGUGUCACAGUAGGACCUCUUCCAAAACAUGGCCUGUUCAAUCUUAACAGAAAAUAACUUGAACUAUUUCUUCCUGUGCUCCUUUCUCCCCCUACCUUGAGCUGAUGGGUACCUCGGUUGGGGGUUGGGGGCGGCGGCGAUUGUCAGUAGAGACUUGAAAGCUUUGUGAGAAUGAAGGGGGCUGCCGGAUUUCCUUCUGGAGAUCACUGUCUCCAAGAUGAGAAUCUGACUUUUGGUCUGUUGCCGUCUCAAGUCUUCAGGCCGCAUUUCCUCCAAUUACUUCAGGGAAAUUCUAGAACUUGGGAGUACAUGAUGCAAGGACUCACUCUUGCUGCCACCUCCUCCCUCACAAAUGAGUGUGCUUGACCCAGUUCAGAAUAUUUGGCUCCAACAGAAAUGAAGAGUGGAACUUACCAAGCAUGAAGUGUUUUGGGGGGGGGAGCAGUUUUGGGGGUUAAUCAACCUCUCCCAUGGAUUAUGUCUGCAACAGCUGCUCAAACUUUGUAACCCUGUACAAUAAUGGAGAAUUGGAGACCUCUUGGUAGAAUUUUGAAGUUUGUAUUUUUCUUUUCCUUUUUACAAUCUCUUUAGCAUGUAAAACGUGACCGCAUGCUAUUUUCAAUAUGGCUUCUCAUAUAUUCAAAUGUAGAGAGAUUUUUUUGGUGUUCUCAUGUGGCAAAAUAAACAUUUUCUAAGUUGUG